GAUAAUAAAGAAAAAAACAGUAACAAGACCUGCUAUAUCCAAACACCCAGCCAACAAGAGAGAGAGAAAGGAAGACCGCUCUUUCAAGGGGGACGAACAAAAACACACUUAAGAGGAGAACUUGUGGAGACAGCUCAGAUAUUACUCCCACCUGACUGGUGUGGUGCCACUGACCAAGGAAAUCUACCACUGCAUGCAAGAGUCAAGAUGUUUGCUGUCCACUUGCUCUCCUUCUAUUUCUCCAAACUACAAGAGGACCAAAUAAAAAAGGUGGACAGGUUCCUGUAUGCCAUGCGUCUGUCAGACGAGCAGCUGAAGGAUAUCUCAGCUCGCUUCAUGGUGGAGAUGGAGAAGGGGCUGUCCAACGAGAGCAACGCUACGGCCACUGUCAAGAUGCUUCCAACUCAUGUCCGCUGUACUCCUGACGGAUCAGAGAAGGGGGAGUUUCUGGCUCUGGACCUGGGGGGCUCCAAGUUCAAGGUGCUGCAGGUGAGGGUACGUGAGGAUGGCAGGGGGAAGGUGGAGAUGGACAGUGAGACCUAUCCAGUCCCAGCAGAGCUGCGCAGCGGCCGAGGCACUGAGUUUUUUGACCAUGUUGCUGAAUCUCUGAAGGACUUCCUGCAAAAGAAGAAUAUCACGCAGAAGAAGAAACCACUGGGCCUUACCUUCUCCUUCCCCUGUCUGCAGUCCACAGUUGACCAGGGAGUGCUGCUGUCCUGGUCCAAGAACUUUAAGGCCAGGGGAGUCGAGGGGACCAACGUGAUGGAGAGCCUCAGACAGGCUAUCCAAAGAGCUGGGGUCAUUGAUGUCGACGUCCUAGCGCUGGUCAAUGACACUGUGGGAGCCAUGAUGACUUGUGGUUAUGAUGAUCAGCGCUGUGAAGUGGGAGUCAUCGUAGGUACGGGCACUAACGCGUGCUACAUGGAGGGGCUGAGGCACAUUGACCUGGUGGAGGGGGAUGAGGGGAGGAUGUGCAUCAACACAGAGUGGGGUGCCUUCGGGGAUGAUGGGAGACUGGAUGACUUCAUCACAAAGUUUGACAGAGAGAUUGACGCCGCCUCUGUCAACCCUGGAAAACAGCUGUUUGAGAAGAUGGUGAGUGGGUUGUACCUGGGGGAGCUGGUGAGGUUAAUCUUGUUGAAGAUGGCCAAGGAAGGACUGCUGUUUGGAGGUGGGGUGUCUGAUGCCCUCCGGACCAAAGGCAAACUGGAGACCAGACAUAUAUGCAUGAUGGAAGAGUAUAAGGAUGGCCUGAGGAACACCAGAGAGGUGCUGGUCGACCUGGGCUUGAGCCCCUCUGAUGACGACUGUCUGGCUGUGCAGCAUGUCUGCACCCUGGUCUCCUUCAGGUCGUCCAACCUCUGUGCUGCCACACUCGCCGCCAUUCUCACACGCAUCCGCACCAACAGGAAGCUAAAAACACUCCGCAUCACAGUGGGAAUGGACGGGACUGUCUACAAGACACACCCCCAGUAUGCCAAGAGGCUUCACAAGGUGGUGCGUCGCCUCGUACCCGAUUGUUACGUUCGCUUCCUGCUCUCCGAGAGCGGCAGCGGGAAGGGGGCUGCCAUGGUAACGGCGGUGGCGCAGCGGCUGGCGAAGCAGCACGCUCAGAUGGAGGCCACCCUGGAGCCAUUCAGGCUGAGCCCCGAGCAGCUGGGGCUGGUCAGGGACAGGAUGAGGGCCAGUCUAGAGCAAGGACUGAAAAGGGAGAGCCAGGACUCUGCCUCGGUGAAGAUGCUGCCCUCAUACGUGUUCAAGACCCCAGACGGAACAGAGAGAGGGAAAUUCCUGGCGUUAGAUCUCGGUGGAACCAAUUUCCGGGUGUUGGUGGUGAAGAUCCGUAGCGGGAUCCGGCGCUCGGUCCGCAUGUAUAACAAGAUCUACUCCAUCCCCCAGGAGAUCAUGCAGGGCACAGGGGAGGAGCUGUUUGACCACAUAGUUCACUGUAUUUCUGACUUCCUGGACUACAUGGGGAUGAAGAACACCCGUCUUCCUCUGGGCUUCACUUUCUCCUUCCCCUGCCAGCAGGCAGGAAUAGACAAGGGUACCUUGGUGAGCUGGACCAAGGGUUUCAAGGCCACUGACUGUGAAGGAUAUGAUGUUGUGGAAAUGCUUAGGGAGGCCAUCAAGAGACGCAACGAGUUUGACUUGGACAUUGUUGCCGUGGUCAACGACACGGUGGGAACUAUGAUGACGUGUGCGUACGAGGACUCGCGAUGUGAGGUUGGACUCAUCGCUGGAACGGGCAGUAACGUGUGCUACAUGGAGGAGAUGAGGAACAUUGAGAUGGUGGAGGGGGACGAGGGCCAGAUGUGCAUCAACACAGAGUGGGGGGGUUUCGGGGAGGACGGCUGCAUCGACGACAUCAGGACCAGGUUUGACGGAGAGGUGGACAAGGGGUCCCUCAACAUCGGGAAGCAACAGUUUGAAAAGAUGACCAGCGGGAUGUAUCUGGGGGAGAUUGUCCGACAGAUCCUGAUUGACCUGACCAGGAGAGGCCUGCUAUUCAGAGGACAUGUUACUGAGACUCUGAAGACUAGGGGCAUUUUUGAAACCAAGUUCCUGUCUCAAAUAGAAAGUGACCGCCUGGCGCUCCUGCAGGUCAGGUCCAUCCUGCAGCACCUGGGGCUGGACAGCACGUGUGAUGACAGUAUCGUAGUCAAGGAGGUGUGUGGCGCCGUGUCUCACCGUGCAGCUCAGCUCUGCGGAGCCGGAAUGGCCGCUGUGGUUGAGAAGAUCCGAGAGAACCGCGGGCUGGCCACCAUGGACAUCACCGUGGGGGUGGACGGAACACUCUACAAGCUCCACCCACAUUUCUCCAGAGUGCUCCAGGAGACCGUCAAGGCCCUGGCGCCACAGUGUGAGGUCAACUUUGUCCUAUCAGAGGACGGCAGUGGGAAAGGUGCUGCCCUCAUCACCGCAGUAGCACGUCAGUCCUGUCGGGAGACAUAACACAAAACAAGAGACUGCAUUACGUGACUAUGUUACACCACAUAGUUUCUAGCAAAAUACAACUUGUGACUGCAAUGUAAGCUGUUCAAUUAUGACUGGAAACAGGUGUGACAUGGGAUCAAUAUUCUCUGUCAAAGGGCUGGCCAGGACUGUCUAGAUGAUCAUUUAAUUUGUAUUCUGAUCACUUGUUAUAUUUCCUUAAAAUAUCAUUGAUUUUGACUGGACACAUACUGUAGAUACGAAGGGAGGACACAAAGAGGCUGAGCGAGAGAAGAGAGAGAGAGAGAGAAAAGUGGAUGCAGUCAGGAGCUGUGGGGGAAGAUGUGGAGGAAUGGAAUGGAUCAGAGCUGGUCAGAUUAGAAUGUCCUGAUAACACUGUUGAGCUUUUGUCACAGUAUGGUGGGAGGAAUUGCACGAACUCAUUCCUGUCAAAGAUGUUUUCGAAAUGAUUAUGCAAAAAAAAGAGAAAAUUGUUUGAUAAGUUGUUUCAAAAAUGUUAUUUUAGUUAUAAAAUUGUUAUGGAUGUCAAAAUCAAGCGCUCCAUCCCAUCCAGGAAAUAUGACUUUGGGAAAACCACUUAUUGAACAAUUGUCCUUUCUUCAGUACAAACAUUUCAUAGGCUAUGCCAUAGGCUGUGUAAGUGUGUUGAGUAUGAGUGCCAGUUUCAUAGAAGGAACUAUUUUUAUAUUUACUAUAUUAAUAUUUUGUAUAGUGUCAUACACUACAGUAUUUUUCAAACCAGCAGACGUUCCAGUCUAUUAAAAUAUCUGUGAAAGAAAA
Messenger RNA from Osmerus eperlanus (European smelt), 3735 nucleotides. RefSeq names its product hexokinase domain containing 1 (gene hkdc1). Gene Ontology annotation, biological process: glucose 6-phosphate metabolic process; glycolytic process; glucose metabolic process. Gene Ontology annotation, cellular component: cytosol; mitochondrion. The transcript is spliced from 18 exons. Lineage: Eukaryota; Metazoa; Chordata; Actinopteri; Osmeriformes; Osmeridae. Gene Ontology annotation, molecular function: glucokinase activity; D-glucose binding; fructokinase activity. The record is from RefSeq and is a predicted model, not a curated record. The coding region runs from base 208 to 2955 and encodes 915 amino acids.